AUGGAGCGAAGCCACCGGCCCCCGCCGCUCAACCUCACCCCUCCCGGCUCCCAGCGCAACUCCCGCCAGUCCAGCGUCUCCCGCAUCACAAUAUCUGUCAAGGGCCAAUCGCCCACGACGAUAUCGGUUUUCGAAGAGGACACCGAUGACUGGAACACGGGGCAAUACGUGACGGCCUUGAGGGUAUUUUCGGACUUUGUCCAUAUUCUUACCUGCAUGAUUCUUCUGCUCAUCAUGGCUUUCUUCCUCAACUAUGAUGAUGGAGCCAUUAGCGGACCUUUCGGUGCGCCUGCAGUCUUCCUCUUAGUCCUGCUGGGCUUAGACAUCAUUCUAGAUUUCCAGUCAAUCGGACGUUACGACAAGAUGUGGAAGGGCUGGGCCCUCGUGCUCCGGCUCGUCUUUGGCAUGGGGUACACGUCUACCUUUAUAGCGUACAUCGCCAUGGGACGCGCGUUUCCCGCUGAAUACAGCUAUUGGGGCCUCACGGCACAGUAUGCUACACCGAUGGUGUACAUUUUCCUUUGGAUACUCGGUGUCUGGAAUCUGGUCUACUGCGCCAUCAGCCGCCGCCAAUUCACCAACGAGAUAAGGAGAUACCGCGCUGCUCUCUCCGGUGAUGAGCAGACAUCAAACACCAGGACUAUCAAGUUCGGGUCCGCCAGGCAGUGGGAUGCUGAGGCUCGUGCCGGGAUGCCCAGGCCUGCUGUUAUUAGGUCCUAA
Scedosporium apiospermum is the source of this 720-nucleotide messenger RNA. RefSeq lists its product as uncharacterized. The record is from RefSeq and is a predicted model, not a curated record. The transcript is spliced from 3 exons. Lineage: Eukaryota; Fungi; Ascomycota; Sordariomycetes; Microascales; Microascaceae. The coding region runs from base 1 to 720 and encodes 239 amino acids.